AAGAAUUAAAAAAAUAUUCACCAAAAUCUCUAUAAUACUAAUUCGUUAUCGACACUCAAAACACAAUUAUAGUAUCUCUAUAAUUUUGUAAUUUGAUGAUAAUUGGAGUUUAUGAUAAGAUUAAUUUGGAUGUUUCUGGAACAUAAUGGAACAUAGUGAAGCUGAAAGAGUUCUUCAGCGGCUUCGAGGAGAAUAUAGAAGUGAAACAGUACCCGACCCGGAUACGUUUCGCCCGCUUCGUGCCGUCAUGGAUGGGAACUCCAAAGGCAAAGGUACUCAAAAUCAGGGCUCCACCAAAUCACAUUUGUAUGAGAUUUGUGCAGUAAAUCAUUGGAAAGCACCUUUAUUUGAAUGUUGCAAUGAUGAAGGUCCAGAUCACCAUAAGUUGUUCACCUUCAAGGUAAUUGUGGAAAUAAGAGGUCUUCGUACAACAACUAUAGAGUGUAUGGGCAAUCCACAUUCAAAGAAGAAAGCUGCAGCAGAGAAUGCAGCUGAAGGAGCAUUGUGGUUUCUAAAUCAAGCUGGUUAUAGAUUUAAGCACUGAAUUAAUUUGUUUCUUAAUUUUACAAACAGAAACAGAAAGAAUUUAAUCUUAAUGCUAUGUGACUUAAAGUGUAUGAAGAGGGUUUUUCAACUAAGAUGUCAAUAAUAUAUGAGUUAACACUACUUGUUGACUUGUUGCGUUGUGAUCUCUUUCAUUAUCGUUCUUUUGAUUAGAUAAGAAACUUUCAUUAUGUUUUGGAGACUAGCUAGCGCGGAAU
Solanum stenotomum is the source of this 761-nucleotide messenger RNA. Its product is annotated as ribonuclease 3-like protein 1. Bases 146 to 544 code for a protein of 132 amino acids. The record is from RefSeq and is a predicted model, not a curated record. The transcript is spliced from 3 exons. Lineage: Eukaryota; Viridiplantae; Streptophyta; Magnoliopsida; Solanales; Solanaceae.